AUGGGCAUCUCCGGCCUACUUCCUCUGCUCAAGUCAAUUCACAAGCAAUGUCAUCUCCGGCAGUUCGCCGGCCAGACCCUGGGCGUCGACGCCUAUGGCUGGUUGCACCGCGGCACGGUUGCUUGCGCCAUUGAUUUGGCUCUUGAUAAGCCGACCAGGAAGCAUAUCGACUAUUGCAUGCACCGCGUUCGUAUGCUCAUUCAUUUCGGCAUUAAGCCGUACCUUGUGUUCGAUGGUGACCAUCUUCCGGGUAAAGAGGUCACCAACAAGGAAAGAGCUGCCAAGCGCAAGGAGAGCAAGAGGGCCGGAACGGAAUUGUUGAAGCUCGGGAAGACCUCGCAAGCCCAUUUGGAACUGCAAAAGGCCGUCGAUGUUACCCCGGAAAUGGCACGCAUGCUCAUUGAGGAGCUGAAGCUGCAUGGUGUCGACUAUGUUGUUGCGCCGUACGAAGCCGACUCGCAGAUGGUGUAUCUCGAGAAGAAGGGUAUCAUCUCGGGAAUCGUUUCUGAGGACUCGGAUCUCCUCGUCUUUGGUGCCAAAUGCUUGAUCACUAAGCUUGACAAUUACGGAGAAUGUGUCGUCAUCAACCGCGCGGACUUCACGGCCUGUAAGGAUGUCAGCCUCGUUGGCUGGACAGAUGCGCAGUUCAGGCAGAUGGCGAUUCUUAGUGGCUGUGAUUACCUGCCGAGCAUCAACAAGAUGGGUCUCAUAACUGCCUAUCGUCUUCUUCGCAAACACAAGACGGCCGAGAGGGUCCUGCGGCAGAUCCAAUUCGACGGAAAAUUCAAAAUGCCUGCUACUUAUCCAGAGGCAUAUGCUCAAGCCGAGCUGACAUUUCUAUACCAAUGGGUCUUCUGUCCUUCAGCGAAGCGGUUGGUGCACUUUACACAGCCCGGGCCGGACGUCGAAAUCGAGCAGCUUCUGCACAUUGGCCGUUAUGUCGAGCCGAAGAUAGCGACGGGUGUUGCGCUAGGAGAGCUGCACCCCAGUACCAAGAGGCCUAUCGAGUUGCCGCAGUCGUUCCGCCCAGUCAAGCUUCCCGCUCCAGUUUCUCGGAGGGUCUCAGCCAUGCAGACGCCCGACUUGAAGAAGAGCAAGUCUAUCGAUUCGUUCUUCAAGCCAAAGCGUAUCCCCCUUGCAGAGCUCGACCCGAACCUAUUUACUCCUUCUCCGAGUCAGCAGCAGGCUUUCCAAGAAAAUCAGAACCGCGGCAGCUGGAGCGCUUCGCCUAUCCCGGCUCAGCCUGCUCGACCUACUGCAGCCCCCACCUCCGUACCUCCUCAAGGAUCCCGCAGAAUCGCUUCAGAGCCUUGGAUCACAAGGCGAGCUUCAACAACGCGCCCGUCCAAACGACAAAGACUCUGCUCAGACACGAUGCUCCUGCCGAACGCCGACGGCGGCUUCAAGGUCGAAAGUGGGAGCAGCCGUUUCUUCGCAACCGCCGUCGAGCCAAGCCCGUCUACUCGUCGUUCAAAGUCGAAAAAGACAGACGCCCAGGACUUCGACCUCUGGUCAGAUGACUCUAUUGAGGAAGCUAUGAAAGAGCUGCCUGAUCCGAGCCAGACCACAACUGGGUCCAAAGCGUCUCAAAGUAGCAAGUCAUCUUCACUGAAGCGCAGCCUUUCCACGUCACUAAGACAAGAGUCUCAAGAUGCAACCAGCUCUUCUACUCCUGUCACUUCAUGCGAUAGCCAGAGUACUCCUUAUGAGAGCCAAGCCUCAGUGUCUGGAACCCAGGAUAUGAGCGACUUCAAGGAUCUGGCCAAAACCUUCGAGCACAAGCCUGACUCCCAGAAGCAGUCUCAAUCAUUGAAGCUGACCGAAGAAUUCUCCUGGGGUAGGAAGGCCUCUCAAUCUACAGGCUCGAUUUCCACCACAUCAAAGUUCUCCAAGGCGGAAUCGGGUAUUGUGGCCACAUCGGACCAGGUUUUCGAUGACGAUGACUGGACUGCCAACGAUGCUGAGGUUGUCAUUCCCCGGAGCAGUCAGGCUGAGCCGGCGGAUGACUUGACACCAAAAGCCUCCAAGCACUCGUCUUCUGACAUGCCUCUCACUGCGACCAAGGGCAGCGAGGAUCUUGACAUCGUUCCCGAUAGCGAAAGUGAGGCGACGUUAUCAGAUACCGAGGAUCGGGUGAAAGCCAUGAAGCAGAGGCUUGACCUUGAGCGCUUCAGGUUCGGCGCCAAAUAA
Molecule: messenger RNA, 2190 nt
Organism: Lasiodiplodia theobromae
Lineage: Eukaryota; Fungi; Ascomycota; Dothideomycetes; Botryosphaeriales; Botryosphaeriaceae
Product: DNA repair protein
Exons: 2
Coding region: 1-2190 (729 amino acids)
Biological process (GO): mismatch repair; DNA recombination; DNA double-strand break processing
Cellular component (GO): nucleus
Molecular function (GO): DNA binding; metal ion binding; 5'-flap endonuclease activity
Source: RefSeq, a predicted model, not a curated record